Papilio xuthus (Asian swallowtail) is the source of this 1080-nucleotide messenger RNA. It is a transcript of the gene Gr68, whose product is annotated as gustatory receptor 68. The record is from RefSeq and is a predicted model, not a curated record. The transcript has 2 exons. Gene Ontology annotation, biological process: sensory perception of taste. NCBI's taxonomy places the organism in Eukaryota, Metazoa, Arthropoda, Insecta, Lepidoptera, Papilionidae. The coding region runs from base 1 to 1080 and encodes 359 amino acids. Gene Ontology annotation, cellular component: membrane.
AUGUUAAAUAAUUUGAAGAGUUGUUUAAAUCCAUUACCAAAAGUAAAUGUUAAUUUAUCUAUUAAUGAUAUUUUUAAACCAAUUUAUUCUGUGAUAACUUUCCUAGGACUGUUUCCGUAUAGUGUUAAAUUACACCAAAAUAAACAAAAAUAUACAAUUAUACGUAAAUCAAUAUAUGUUAACAGCAUAUAUGGUGUUAGUAUGGUUUUAACCAUAAAUGUGUUUUUAGUAUUGCAUAUUAGAGAAAUGUUUUUUAGUUCUGACUCAAGCCCUAUUAUAGACGUUUUACUGACUAAAAUAAAUUAUUUUAUAGAACUAGUUAUUGUGAUAUUUUUUAUCAUAGUCACAUAUGUGAAUGCGUUUGUAAAUCGACACAAAUAUGUGAAAAUGUUAAAUACAAUAAUGUCAACUUGGAAUGAUUUAUCAAAACGUUAUAAAAAUUUUGGUGAUCUUAGACGUGUUUAUUACAAAGUUAAUUUAUUAGUUAAAUGUUUAUUUCUUAUAGUUUUAAUGCAGUGCUGUCUUAAUUUCUUACAAGGAGAUCGUUUAUGGAGGAUGAUUUUAAUGUACAUCUCUUUUAAUUCGGCACAGACUUUACAAUUCAUUAUGGUCCUUUUUUAUUACGUAACAAUAAUGUUGUUAGUCAUUUUGCUCGCAAACCUUGAGAAGCAAAUUACACAAUUACACAAUAAAAUAAAUGAAGAUAAGUGUUUUGUUCAAAUGAAAACGCAAACGCUAACAGUUAAGCAAAUAGAACUGUUGUAUAACAAAGUUUUUGAUGCUAAAACUGAAAUUAAUCAAAUAUUUCAAUAUCCUUUAUUAGUGUGCUUUUUUCAAUCCUUCUAUGGCAUUGUCAAUGAGGCAUUAAAUAUGUAUCAACGAUUAGUCGUCGAAAAAUGUGCAACUGUUUACGAAAUAUUUAAUCAUUCUUUUUGGAUUACUUUUCAUUUAAUAAAGGUAUUCCUUAUGGCAUCAUCCGGACACGCUUUGAAGAUGAAGGUUCGUAAAAUUAGACAAGCUGUGCUCGACAUUCCGACUGAGGUUCAUGAUGUCCGUUGGUACAUGGAGGUAUUUAUAUAG